CAUGGGAAAAAAUAAAAGAAAGAAAGAAAAAAACUGUAGAACGCUCUCUCCGUUGAGAAUCUUCGCCGUUCUAGACGCUACUGGACCCUUCCGAAGCCACCGCCGUCCGCAUAUAUCAUACACCCACAAAUCACUUCCGACCCUUCUCAGGCUGCGCCAGCAUCAAUCUAUGAUUGGACUCCUGUCGUUCACACUCACUCCGUCUCUCUCUGUAAGCGAAAAUGUUCGGCGUCGUAUUCCCAAACCGCAGCUUUCCAAUGGACAUCUCCACCUUCUCCCAAAUCGACACCUUCCACUGGGUCCUCGACAUGAACACCUUCGUAGGUGAGGCCUACGAUCAGGUCCGGGAGGUCUGCAUAUUCCUCCUCAACAGCUUCACUCUCCCUCCGGACAAGGCCCUGGCCGUCUACAUCCAGUCCCCGGGCUCGUCCUUCCUCUUCUGCGGCGCCAUCACUCUGGCUCGGCCCUCAGCCGUGCUCUCGUUGCCGUGGCCGGAUCCGGGCGGCCAGAUGCAGCUCACCGCCGACGCUGCGCCGCUCUCGGCCAAGAUCGGGGUGUCGGUAGAGGACCUGGCGACGCUGCCCUCGCUCGACGUGGCGGCCGAGAGGAGGAUCGAGCGGCUGGCCCUGAAGGUCGGGGAGAACCUCUUCAACUUCAUGCAGUCCUUCUGCGGCGUAGACGGGAGCAAGCUGGUGGUGCCCAUGGAUAUCUUGGAUCGGUGGUUUAAGAAGUUUCAGGAGAGGGCGAAGCGGGACCCGGAGUACUUGAAGGGCUUCGUAUUGUGAUGAUGGAGGUGAAAGAGGCUGUAUGGAUCUUAAAAGGUCUCUGCAUAAUACCCAAGUCUCUGCAUGGUAUCCCAGCAUGCCUUACAGUAGAGCUCAAAUUUCCCAUGUGUGUUUCAGGUACUUCUUUCUGACGUUAUGCUGGUUUUUAUGCAAAGAUAUUCUACUACGGAGAAACCAACUUAUCAAAUGUGUAUCUCAGAUAUAUGCUUGGAGAUGUAUGCUUUGACUUUUCUUUUCCUUGUGUUUGGUUUAAACUUUGGUUGACUGUUGCCUUAGAACUUAAACCAGCUAUUGUUUUACAGGAUGAUAAGCUUUUCUUUUUUUU
Alnus glutinosa is the source of this 1110-nucleotide messenger RNA. RefSeq names its product protein OPI10 homolog. Gene Ontology annotation, cellular component: nucleus; cytosol. Gene Ontology annotation, molecular function: nuclear import signal receptor activity. Lineage: Eukaryota; Viridiplantae; Streptophyta; Magnoliopsida; Fagales; Betulaceae. Gene Ontology annotation, biological process: protein import into nucleus. The coding region runs from base 222 to 785 and encodes 187 amino acids. The record is from RefSeq and is a predicted model, not a curated record. The transcript is spliced from 3 exons.